AUGCAACUGACCGGAACUAUCUCCACCAUUCUGGAAAGAAAGCUACAAGCUGACAAAAAGAUAGAUGUUAACCAUGAAGAGGCCAGAUCCAACAUAAAGAAUCAAGGGGCAACAAUUUCAAAGUUAGAGGCACAAUUAGGGAGCUUAUCCAAGCAAAUACCUAUGUCCACACAUACCUUUCAUAGUGACACAAUGGCUAACCCAAGGGGAGAGUGCAAGGCUAUAAUAUUAAGAAGUGGAAAGGUGGUGGAAGAAACAACCCCAAGUCAAAGCCACCAAGAAGAAGAAAUUGCAAAGGAACUUGAAAUCAAGAAGGAGGAAGAGACCUCCACACCAUCCUCACCAAGGCAAGUUCUAAAUCCUUAUGUGUCGAAGGCACCCUACCCAGAAAGACUGAGAAAGGAUGGAAAAGACAGCCAGUUCUCUAGAUUCCUAGAAAUCUUCAAGAAGCUACAGAUCAACAUACCUUUUGCUAAGGCACUAGAACAAAUGCCACUCUAUGCCAAAUUUUUAAAGGAGCUCAUGACAAGGAAGAGGAAUUGGGGGGAGAAAGAGACUUUAGUGCUCAUUGAGGAGUGUAGUGCCAUAAUACAAAAGAGGCUUCCCCAAAAAUUAAAAGACCCUAGGAGCUUCCAAAUCCCCUGUAUCAUUGGGGACAUGAACAUUGAGAAGACAUUAUGUGAUCUCGGGGCAAGCAUAAACCUUAUGUCUUUGGCCAUGAUGAAAAGAAUGAGAAUAGAGGAAGCCAAGCCAACAAGGAUGGCACUCUAA
Molecule: messenger RNA, 771 nt
Organism: Arachis duranensis
Lineage: Eukaryota; Viridiplantae; Streptophyta; Magnoliopsida; Fabales; Fabaceae
Exons: 1
Coding region: 1-771 (256 amino acids)
Source: RefSeq, a predicted model, not a curated record